Aedes aegypti (yellow fever mosquito) is the source of this 2055-nucleotide messenger RNA. Its product is annotated as organic cation transporter protein. The coding region runs from base 367 to 2040 and encodes 557 amino acids. Gene Ontology annotation, biological process: transmembrane transport. The transcript has 11 exons. Gene Ontology annotation, molecular function: transmembrane transporter activity. Lineage: Eukaryota; Metazoa; Arthropoda; Insecta; Diptera; Culicidae. The record is from RefSeq and is a predicted model, not a curated record.
UCUUUCAUAGAUUUGAAAUCGUACUCACUAUUUCGUGAAACAAAGCUUUCUGUGGUGUUACUGAGUGCUCGAAAGCGAUUGAAACUCCACUAGUGAGGCGUAUUUAUUAAUUCUUGGCAGCGACGUUUUAGUCUUGUUCGCGUGUUUUUCCAGGAGCAUGUGCAAAAGUAUAAAAAGCAAUUUCCCGAACCUAGACUACAGACUGAGGAAUAUCUCAAAUCAGCUCGAAGAAACUGCAAUACAAAUACUGAUCUCCUGUCGCUUAAGUUACGGUUCAGGUUUUAGACUUAAAUAAGCCGGAACACAUUGACAUAUGUGGUGCUCUCAAUCACUCUUAAAUUGCGCUGUUUCCAAAUCUGACUCAAAAUGGCGGACAUCCUAUCGUCGAUUAUGAAAGAUUUCGGACCGUGGCAGCUCAGAGCGAUACUGCUGAUAUACUUGUGUAAAAUACCUUCGUCUUGGUUCAUGGCGUGUUUAAUCUAUACGGCUCCUGCUCCCAAACACGGUGAAUUCUACUGCAAGCCCCCGCUGUCAGUCAGUUCACACUUCGACGAGACCAAAUGGAUUAAGGCGUCUCAUCCGGUGGUGGAGAAAGUGAAUGAUCAUGAAUAUACCGUCGACUACUGUAAAGUGUUCGAGAAUAACUUGGAGUACUACAAUGACGAAAACCUCACAUCAUGGCAGCAGCCUAGUAACAACACCAAGCUUGUUCCCUGCGCAGCUUUCGAACAUCUGUCGGAACACGUUUCCAUAAUUACCCAAUUCGAUUUGGUGUGCUCAAGAUACCCGUUGAUAGCACUUACGCAAAGUGCUCAUCUGUUUGGCGUACUCCUGGGAGGAAUCAUCGCAACUCAGCUGUUGAAGACGAUCAGCCCGAGAAAUACGAUGCUGAUGGGUAUGUACAUCCAGGUCGCAGUUGGUUGUUUCACCGGUUUUGUAACUGCAUACGAGAUGCACGCGAUGUUCCGAUGCUUGAGUGCAGUUUUCUGUGCCUUCAUGUAUACGGCAGGAAGUGUUAUCAUGAGCGACAUAACUGGCGGAAAGUUCAAAACCGUUACAAUUUGCAUGUUUGAGCAGUUUUGGGCGAUCGGUGUGAUCAUGCUCCCAGGACUCGCCAGUAUAGUGAACAGCUGGUCUGGUCUUUACUUGGCCAUCUCGUUACCAACGUUGUUCUACAUCGUUUUGCAUAAAUGGAUCCCGGAGUCUCCGAGGUGGCUACUCAAGCAUGGAAGGGUGCGAGAAGCCAAGGAAUACUUGUUGGAAGCAGCCAGAUGUAACGGGACUGAAGAUAUCAUUCCGAGCAAUUUGGAUCAGCAGUUGGAAUCACUCUCCAAGGCAGCUAUUGAGCAGCCACAGCCCGAUGCUUGGUGGACGAUUUGGAAGGAGAAGGCAGCGACGAAGAAUCUUAUCUGCGUACAUCUGGCGUGGGGAAUUUUCUUAACUGCGUACUACGGAACGCUGUUGAAUAUUACAGCUUUCGGAAGGGAGAAAAUCGAGAUCAACACUGUUGCUGCAGGCGUAUCGGAGAUGACCGGAACAUUCAUCGGACUAUUUCUCAUAAUGUUCACCAAGAACAAAUGGAUUUGGUGUGGACUGUUGAACGUUUUAAGCGGCUCAGUAGCAUACCUGGCAUGGUUGAUUCCACCAGAAGUUACGGGCAGCAGCCGGAUUGCCCUUCUGAUGCUAACGGCAAUGAUCUCCAAGAUAAGCAUUUCCUGCUGUUUAGCCCUAUGUUUCACCUGCACAGCUGAAUUGGUGGGCGCGAGCAAGAAGAGUGGAGCUACAUAUUCGUGUACCAUUUUUGGAAGGACCUGCUUCUUGGUGGCCCCGUUCAUAGUAGCUUUGGUUCCAUUCGGACAGUUGGUACCCCUGACGGCUUUCGGAUCGAUGGUCAUCGUUGGCGGACUGAUUGCGAUGUGUAUCAACGGAACGCGGACUCACCCGAUAGUGCAUAAGAACGCAGUUUACCCGGAAAGCAUUUUUACGUCCGCAAAUUGGAUAUCCGAUAAACCGAACGGAGUGAUCGAGAUGAGACUAUGAUUGUGACACAAAAAA